CCGUUUCCCCGGUAAUUAAAUGCGCAAUCAAUAAACACGGAGUAAGUUCGGUGCAGGUUUUAGAAUGCUAUGAAAGUAAAUUUGUCAAUUUGUAUUUACUCAAUUUAAUCAUACCAUUUUCUUCGAAUCGAUAGCAAACGUGAUGGAUCAUGCGAAAGAUGAUGACGUACUGGAAUCUCAGAAUAGGUAUCUAACGGAACAACUCUCGCAGAAAGUUUCUAAACUCAGAAGUGUUGCAUAUGACAUUGAAGUGGAGACAAAAGAACAUAAUAAACUUUUAGAUUCUAUGGGAGACGACUUUGAAGGCACGACGGGCUUCUUGCAUGGAAGUUUCGGGAGAGUGCACAAGGUUUUGAAUUCCGGGAGAGGAAACAGAAAAAUCACUUGCUACAUCAGCUUGUUUCUAGUCGGAGCAUUCAUAAUCAUGUAUUAUUUGAUAUCGAGAGUCACCAGAUGAUCGUUUGAUCCGGAUUAUUUAUGUUAACCUACACAUUAAUCUUUAUAUAAGUAUAUGUAUUUAAAUUUAUUAAUGUAAUAAUUCAUAUAUUCUAAAUUUUCAAAGAAUUUUGUAAUUAGUUUCGUAUCGGUAUUGUUUUUUCCAUGUCGUCAUUAUAAAUAAAAAAAAAGAUUGAAAUAUUUAUUUAUUUUAAAUAUAGCUUACAAAAUAUUCUUUCGGCCAAAAUUUAGUUACAAAAUACGUAUUAUUUAAUUUGAUAAUUUUUACAAAUCUUUGCUUUUCUAGGAGGAAAACCUUUUUAUAAAACUCAAGCACUUUCGAAUUAUAUACCCAUCAUCAGGAAUCAACAAGAUAAAUUAUCUUGUUGAUUCCUGAUGAUGGGAAUAUGGCUCGAAAGCAUUUUUCUAAACAGUUUUUGCUUCUUAAAAUAUAUAUGAAUUAGAUUUAUGUUCAAGGGUUCGAUUCAACAGAUUCGAGACAAUCUGUUUAUCGGAUGGGCAUUAAUACCUGUUUUUCAAAUCUGUAGUAAGAUUUCUUAUUACAGCUGUUCCCAUCAAAUUUGAUGCUUCCUACAUGUUUAUGGAUAAUACGGGGUGUCCCAAAAGUCACAAUACAUUAAAAAUUUAACACUAUAUUAGAAAAAGGCAACUUUAUUUAUAAAAACAAUCUUUCUGAACACACUAGGAUGUCUCUCUUUUUCACUUGUGUUAACACAGGUGUUGUGAGCCUGAUUUAUGCUUCCAAUACAAUUUGAUCUUUACGUGAUCCACAUAUUGAAUAUUUCUCUAAACCAGGGAUGGCAAACCUCUUUGAGCCUAUGUGCCAUAUAGUAAACAUACUUAGCUUUAAACAUGUUUAUGCUUGCCUAUAUUUCAAAUAAUAUAUUUAAAGAAAUUAAACGAAUAUGCUUUAAUCAGAAUAAAUAUAAAAGGAUGAUUGAAAAACACAGAUGAUAAAUUAAAAUCAUAUGAUACUACAUGUCACUUUCGGCACACAUGCCACAAGUUUGCCGCCCCUACUCUACACCAAAUCCUUGAGUGUCCCCACAGAUAAAAACCAACAGCUCGAUCUUCACAGUGCUUUUUCUUCAACUCUGCCCGUGGACACUAAAAGUACCUAUUUUUAGUAAGCUUGUUACAGGUUGUGUCAGACCCAUGGUGGGGCAGUUGGGUUGCAAAGGAUGGGGCCCAGCAUAUCCAGGUGUACCAGUCUCCAAAAAAGUUCCCAGAGGUUUAUGACCUGUUUAGAUUCAAUCCUACAAACCAUAUAUCUAACUAGUAGACUGUCACAUGAACUGCUUGGCUGUUCAGCUGUCAUCUUUACCAAAAAAUACACAGUAGUAGGGAUCAGUGUAUUUACUUAGUGAAGGGAAUGGACUGUUGACAAAUCUUUGACAAGAUCACUGUGUUACCAAAAAAGAGGCUCACAAACAUUUUAAAACUUUCAGAGUCCUGAGUAGUACCUUGCAUUGCCCGUCAAGAUAGAUGAAACAAUCCAUAAGGCCGGGACCACUGGUUACCCCAUGGAAUGACGACAACCAGUCCUCCAACCCAGAAACUGACAAUCCAAUUUUUCUAUGUAUUGUAACUUUGGGACCCCCAUAGAUCAAAUUAAUUAAAAAGAAUACUUCUUUUAUUUCUUUUAUUAUUUAAAAUGCCUCAGUAAGGAUUAUUGUAAACAUAACUGUGCAAUGAAGUGAAUAUUAUGUAUAUAUAAAAUUUUUAAUUGUGUAAAAAUUCUUAUAAAGGACUUUUUUAUAUAUAUAAAAAAAAAAUCUGUUUUAUUAACUGCUCUAUUUGAUUUUAGAA
Messenger RNA from Centruroides sculpturatus (bark scorpion), 2265 nucleotides. Its product is annotated as BET1-like protein. Gene Ontology annotation, cellular component: SNARE complex; Golgi trans cisterna. Gene Ontology annotation, molecular function: SNAP receptor activity. NCBI's taxonomy places the organism in Eukaryota, Metazoa, Arthropoda, Arachnida, Scorpiones, Buthidae. Bases 143 to 457 code for a protein of 104 amino acids. Gene Ontology annotation, biological process: regulation of retrograde vesicle-mediated transport, Golgi to ER; retrograde transport, endosome to Golgi. The record is from RefSeq and is a predicted model, not a curated record. The transcript is spliced from 4 exons.